Molecule: messenger RNA, 1651 nt
Organism: Klebsormidium nitens
Lineage: Eukaryota; Viridiplantae; Streptophyta; Klebsormidiophyceae; Klebsormidiales; Klebsormidiaceae
Source: the annotation of a GenBank genome assembly
CCCAUUGGUAAGCGGGCCUUCUUUUUCUGGGUGGCGCAGAACCUGUCGCAACAAUGCAAGCAGCCAUCAGGGCGUCGCGGCCCGUCAACUUGUGGGGUCUGCAGCUGGCCUUUCGUGUGCCCUGGGUUAGGCAGCUCUCCAGCUCAGAAGGGUUUGUGCAGCCUGGUGCUGAACCUGACCAGUCAGACGCGGGCACUCAUACACAAGCAACAGAGAAGCAGGAUGCGCUUCACAAAGCUUUGCAGCAGCAGUUGGAGGAGAUGAAGAAGGGCGGGACUUUCAAGAGUGAGCGAGUUAUCACGACCCCCCAGUCUGCGUCCAUACACGUCGCCGGUGGUUCCUUCGCUGUCCUGAACUUCUGUGCAAACAACUACCUGGGUCUCAGCAACCACCCCACUCUAGUUGCGGCCGCCAAGAAAGCGCUUGACACGCACGGUUUUGGCUUGUCUUCUGUGCGCUUCAUCUGUGGAACGCAGGACUUGCAUAAGGAACUGGAGGCGAAGUUGUCGGAAUUUCAUGGGACUGAUGACACAAUUCUGUACCCCAGCUGCUUCGACGCGAACGGGGGCCUCUUUGAGGCGAUCCUGACGUCAGAGGAUGCUGUCAUUAGCGACGAGCUCAACCAUGCGAGCAUCAUCGACGGCAUCAGGCUCUGUAAAGCCCAACGACGGAGGUACAAACACGUCGACAUGGCCGACCUCGAAACGCACCUGCGAGAAACACAAAAUGCGCGCGUGCGGCUGAUCGCGACCGACGGCGUCUUCAGCAUGGAUGGCCACGUGGCGCCACUAGACGAGAUCGUGGGCCUCGCCCAGAAGCACGACGCGGUCACUUUCGUGGACGACUGCCACGCGACAGGGUUCCUAGGGGCGACGGGGCGGGGGACGGAUGAGUACUGCGGAGUGCAGGGCAAGGUCGAUAUCAUCAACUCGACGCUCGGCAAGGCGCUCGGGGGCGCGACCGGGGGGUACACUACGGGGCGGAAAGACGUUGUCGACAUUCUCCGUCAAAAAGCGCGGCCGUACUUAUUCUCCAACACGCUCGCUCCGUCGGUGGCUGCCGCCAGCAUUGCAGCGAUGGACCUUCUUAUAAGCAGCACCGAACUUCGGGACAAACUCGCGGACAACACCGCGUACUUCCGGAAAAAGAUGGCGGCGGCGGGGUUCAAGCUGCAAAAAGGCGACCACCCAAUCGUGCCCAUUAUGUUGGGGGACGCCCGACUGGCCCACGACAUGGCCGAAAAGUUGCUCGAGAAGGGAAUCUACGUAAUAGGUUUUAGUUAUCCGGUUGUGCCAAAAGGCGCCGCUCGCAUCAGAGUACAGCUCUCGGCCGGUCACUCUAGAGAACAACUAGACAGAGCGAUCGCAGCAUUUCAAGCUGUUGGCAAGUCUUUGGGUGUAAUCGAUUGACAGCGGUACACAUGCAGGACACCUCGUUGUAAAGUGCACCACUGGACUGCUUUCAUCCAGGUUAUCCGAUUACACGACAGGCUCGCCAUGAAAUCGGCCCUAUGUAGAUAGACUGUCACUAGUAGCUGAUCAACAGCUUUCCUUAGGCGCAGCACUCGUACAUUACGAAUUGUAUCAAGAUCUCAAACAGUGCUCUUAGAGCUCUACCAAACCAGAAUCCAGGCGGUAUCAGUACGUUCCAU